Prorocentrum cordatum is the source of this 1476-nucleotide messenger RNA. Lineage: Eukaryota; Dinophyceae; Prorocentrales; Prorocentraceae. The record is from the annotation of a GenBank genome assembly.
UGGUGUGCCGCGCUGUUUGGGGCCCCAAGAUCGCUUCCGAAUGCGACAAGUUGCUCCCCAAAGUGGCCCGAUACUAACAUGAGACGGCCCACAAUGCCCUGAAGACGGCCUCCGUAGCCAUUUUGGCUCGAGGUGGUAGCAAGAGCGCUGCAGACAUUCUGCCGGCCGAGCAAGUGGCUGACUGACUGCCACAUUCUCCCGCAAGAUGGCAUUCGUCAAGGUUCUCAAGAACAAGGCCUACUUCAAGCGGUUCCAGGUCAAGAAGCGCCGCAGGCGUGAAGGCAAGACUGAUUUCCAUGCUCGCUGCAAGAUGGUGCGGCAGGACAAGAACAAGUUCAACAAUAAGAAGUACCGGUUCAUCGUGCGCAUAACCAACAGCAGGGUCAUCUGCCAGGUCGCAUACGCCACCAUCCGUGGUGACAUGAUAGUUGCUGCAGCGAGCAGUCACGAGCUUGCCAAGUACGGAAUUCCUGCUGGCUACAAGAACUACGCGGCUUGCUACUGCACUGGAUUGCUCGCUGCACGCCGCGUGCUCAAGAGCAUGGGGCUUGACGAGACCUUCAAGGGUAAGGAGGAGAUUGAUGGCGAGGAAUACCACGUUGAGGAUGAGGAGAACGAGAGGCGUCCACUCAAGUGCAUCUUGGACGUGGGGCUGAGGCGCACCUGCGCAGGCGCGCGCAUGUGGGGCGCGUUGAAGGGCGCCGUCGAUGGUGGUCUCCACAUCCCCCACAGCACCAAGAACUUCCCCGGGUACAAGGCACCCGACGAGAAGGGGCAGGACCCAGAGUACGACGCGGAAGCGCACAAGGACCGCAUCUUCGGCGGGCACGUCAAAGAGUACAUGGAGAUGCUUGCGGAAGAGGACCCGACGAAAUACGAAGCUCACUUCGCCAAGUACAUUGAGGCUGACAUUGACGCGGACAAGCUCGAGGACAUGUACAGCGAUGCGCAUGACAAGAUCAAGGAGGACCCUUCCCCAGAAGAGAAAGAGAAGAAGGACGUAAGCCACGAUCACAAGGGCAACAAGGUCACCAGCUCCGACGGCACCGAGCACGUCCGCAGUGUGAAGUUGUCGCUGAAGCAGCGCCGCGAGAAGGUGGCCGCGAAGAUUCAGGCCGCGCAGGCGCGCAUGCUGGCGGCAGAAGAUUGAGGUGGCGUUGCAAGUUGAGGCCCAGCCUGUUGACCCGGAGAACAGUCGGUGGUGCUGGAGGGUGGAGGGAAAAGAUGCCCAGAAGACGGCCGAAGUGCAUUCAGAGGCGGCUCAGCAAGGCUCUGGGGACCUCCGUGGCGACCCAAGAGUGGUCCAGGGUAUCGCCCCAGAGGAUCCGGAGAGACGCGACUCACCGAUUUGCUGCAGGUGCUCGAGGGAUUACAUCGUUGCCGCCUUCCGUCCUUGGGAGAGCCCACGGCGGCCAGGAGGAGCUCCUUUUGCAUCGGUAUGCGAUGAUUCACACCACGGGCUCCUCUCAAAGGCAG